GGGGAUUAAGCCUGCAUCACGUGGUUCCUUUAGCUUCUUUUGCACACACAUGCACACCCACACAUGAACACACACAUACCCUCAUUUGCAGAGGGCACACACAAACUGAUCGUCUCACAUAUACGCUCACAGCUGUUUCGACUUCUCUCCCUGAUCAACGGCGAGUAGAACUGCAGCAAGCUGAGGGAGAAAGCCGCUCUGCAGCUAGCUCAGCACUGCAACAGCAACUAAAUGGAGGAUUUAGAUUGACAAGUGCACUGAUUUGUUUUUACGACCGCUUCCUCGUUUUUCCCUUGGUUCAUAUCCUGCUCUUUCUCUCACAGUCUCUGUCCUGCUUUUCCUCUGAAUCUGUGGACGUUUAUAGGAAAAAGAGACAUGUGCUUUUCUUUUUGUUUUGGCACCUACUACCACUGCCGGUUUGCUCCCAUUCACUGACCAAGGAGGAAAUCAAAGGUGUGAUUGAGAGCAGCGGCCAUACAGUGCUAAAGUGAGGCGAACCAGGGAUGGACAGCCAUCAGGGGGUAGUGACAGCCCCUCCCCCACCCAGUGGCGGGAACAGAGAGCGCUACUUCGACCGAGUCAAUGUCAACGAUCCGGAGUACCUCAGGGCCAGGAACAUGUCGCCUGACCUCCGGCAGGACUUCAACGUUCUGGAACAGAAGAAACGGGUCACGCAGAUAUUACAAAGCCCCGCUUUUAAGGAGGAAUUGGAGGGUCUGAUCCAAGAGCAGCAGCGCAAAGGGAACAACCCCACCGGUCUUUUGGCACUUAGACAAAUUGCUGACUUCUUCAUGGCGAGUUCAAUGGCGGGUUACAACACUUCCCCACUCAGUUUGGGAAUGGUCACACCUAUUAACGACAUGUACAACGUAGAAGCGAGCACCAUGGUGAAAGGAGAGAAGCUGACACGCUGUAAACUGGCCAGCCUCUACAGACUCGUGGACCUGUUUAACUGGGCCCACUUUGCCAGCUCCUAUAUCACAGGCCGUGUCAGCAAAGAGCAAGAUCACAUCCUCAUCAUCCCCAGAGGACUCUCAUUUGCUGAGGCGUCUGCAUCAAACCUGAUGAAGGUUAACAUCAUCGGCGAAGUGAUCGAACAGGGCUCCACUAACCUCAGCAUCGACUCAGCCGGUUUCAGCCCCCACGCCGCCAUCUACUCCAUGCGUCCAGACACCCGCUGUGUCAUACACGUGCAUACUCCUGCCACGGCUGCCGUAUCAUCCAUGAAAUGCGGCAUCCUGCCCAUUUCUCAGGAGGCCCUCAUCCUGGGUGACAUAGCAUACUUCAACUAUCAAGGCAGCCUGGACGAGCCAGCGGAGCGCAAAGAGCUGCAAAAAGCCCUGGGGCCCACAGCAAAGGUUUUGGUGCUGCGGAACCAUGGUCUGGUUGCUCUGGGCGAAACUAUGGAAGAGGCCUUUCAUUAUAUCCAUAAUGCACAAUAUGCCUGUGAAAUCCAGGUGAACGCCAUAUCCGGUGCGGGCAGCAUAGACAACCUGAUAGUGCUCGACCAGGAGAAAUACAAAUCAGAGGUGUACGGUGUGGCCUCAACAGUUGGAGCAAACAUGAGCAGUUCAUACAAGUGGAAGGUCGGCGAGCUGGAGUUUGAGUCUCUGAUGAGGAUGCUGGACAACCUGGGCUACAGGACAGGUUACGCCUAUCGUCAUCCUAUUAUACGCGAGAAGCCGAAGCACAAAAGCGACGUGGAGAUCCCCGCUACUGUCACAGCGUUCAUGUUUGAAGAGGAUAUGGAUGCCACGCGUUUUCCGUUCAAGUUUUUGCAGCAGCGGCAGCAGCGGGAGAAGACGCGAUGGCUCAACUCGCCCAACAGCUACACUAAGGUCAAUGUGGAAGGUGGAGACGAGCGUUACAACCACAGUAGGACAACUACGUGGAUGAAGGCAGAUGACACCGGAACGCCGAUCAGAAUUGAGGACCCCAAUCAGUUUGUCCCCCUCAACACGGACCCUAAGGAAGUACUGCAGAAGAGGAACAAAAUUAGAGAGCAGAACCGGAGUGAGGUGACAACGUCAGGGCCACGUUCUCAGCACCUUGCUGGCAUCCCAAUUGAUCAACCACGACGGCCAUACGUGCCAACAGAGGAGGAGCAGAUGGCCCCGCUGCCUCCCAACCCUUUCAAUGAGCUGUCAGAGGAAGACUUGCAGGUGUACCACAAAAACAUGGAAAUGCGACAACCGGGUCUCGGUGGCGAGCACGAGCUAACAUCCGAUGACGGCUCUACGCUCUCUCAGUCUCUGUCUCUCACGCAAUCACCACAAAGCACUCCAGCAAAAGUCAACCACUCUGGCUUGAUGAACGGAAAGGACAACCACUGCGACGUGGACGACGAGCUCUGCAAGAGAGUCAGCCACCUCACCACCAGCGUGGAGAGCGUGGAGAUCAUGGUGCGCCCGGGCGAUAAGAUCGAGGAGGUGUUAUCCCAGGAGAGCUCACCCUCCAAGUCGCCCAACACUAAGAAGAAGAAGAAAUUCCGCACGCCGUCGUUCCUCAAGAAGAACAAAAAGAAAGAGAAGAUGGAGGCCUGAGGAGCAAUGAGGCUGUAAUCACUAAGAGGCUGCCUGACAGAUGACGUCACACUGGACAGCUGCGCUGCCACAGUUGCCACAGGGUUUGUGUCCAUUUGUUUACAGUACCACGCUUCUUAUUCGCGCUCCUGCAAUGUCAACUUACUCAUUAACAUCUCAAAAGAACCACCAGGACACUUUACUGUAUAUUUAUGUAGCAUUUUCCUACUUUUUUUUGUUUGGGACAAACCGGAAUAUUUAGUGUAGUUGAAGUCAUUGCAUGAAAUUUGACUUUUUUUUUUUGUAAUUGAAUAUUUGCUUUUAGUCAACUUCCUUUUUUACUCAUUUCUAAGAUUUUCCAGCCGUCUAUUUGUAUUCUGCCAGAAGGAAAACGUGAUGGUUCACGCUAUAUUUUGAAUUAGUGGCAAGAAAUAUAACACAGAUAUAUGAAGACUGGAUAUGUCGGCUAUAGAUUUGUAACUAUAUAUUUUUUUAUUUUAUUGUGCUGCACUUUCCACUGUAGCGUGUGACGGUUUCGCCAGUGAAGGAGACUGUGAAGUGGCAUGUGGUCAAAAUUGUGCAAGUCGCAAGGAAAAUACUGAAGAGUCAGAAAGAAAUCAGUAUGACGUUGGAGGGAAAAUAAGGCUUUUCAUGCGCAAAGUUAUGUCUGAACUCAGCAAAAAUAGUGGAAGUGUAUUGCUGAUAUAGCUAAAAAAAGUUGUGAGAAUAACUGGAGUAUUAGGGUCACACUUGGAGGGGAAAAAGUCCCAUGACCAUGCAAAUUUUAAGGAUGUGUCAUUUAGACACAGGAAGAAUUUAAUUGUUUAAAUAAAAAACAUUUCAGGUUCGUAGAAGAUUUCAAUUUUUUUCUAUACUGCUACUAAUCGUUUAAAACUACAAUUCCGGUAAAAUGACUGCACUCUUGUAAUAUUUCGGUAAAAACUCUUCUGGUGUCACAGUUUUUUUCCUUCAAAAUUUUACAACUUUAUUCUUGUAAAAAAAAAAUUGAAGAAAAUCUUGUAAUAUUACAACUAUAUUCUUUUAAAAAUAAAGACUAUGAUCAUUUUGCUAUUUUUAUUCUUGCUAGCUUGCGUCUUUGUCAUAAAACUGUUCCCACAACAAUUCUACUUUAUUCACUUUUUUGCCCUUGAAGAAUUCUCAUAUUUUGACAAUUUCAUUGUUUAUGAUUAAAAACUUGUCAAGUUUUCCGUACCAUGUCCUGUCCAUUUAGGGUUGCCAACCGUCCUUGAAAAUUGUAAUCGUCCCGUAUUUAGAAACAAAAGUACGUGUCGCUUAUUAAGCUUCCAAGGGAUAAACUUUGUCCCUUAUUAUCAUGAAAAUCGAAAAUUGUGUCAUAUUUGUUGAACGUACGAAUACUGGUAUGAUGCUUUUCAAGAAUAUGCAGGGGAAUUCCCCGCCUCUCCUGCUCUCUGACCAAUGAGCUGACAGAACAAUGACAAUCCUGCUCAUCUCAUAGGCCGAGGUACUGUCGCUUGUCAUGAUGAUACCGGAACAUAACAUAGAGUAUGGGAGAUAAGAAUAUUAAAAUAGGGUUGUUCCAAUCAUGUUUUUCGGCUCCCGAUCCGAUCCCGAUCGUUUUAGUUUGAGUAUCUGCCGAUCCCGAUAUUUCCCGAUCCGAUUGCUUUUUUUUUUUUUUUUUGCCCCCGAUUCAAUUCCAAUCAUUCCCCAUAAUUUUUCCCGAUCAUAAACAUUUUGGCAAUGCAUUAAGAAAAAAAUGAAUAAAACUCGGAUGAAUAUAUACAUUCAACAUACAGUACAUCAGUACUGUAUUUGUUUAUUAUGACAAUAAAUCCUCAAGAUGGCAUUUACAUUAUUAGCAUUCUUUCUGUGAGAGGGAUCCACGGAUAGAAAGACUUGUAAUUCUUAAAGGAUAAAUGUGACUUUGUAUAUUAUGACUAAAUAUUGCCAUCUAGAGUAUUUGUUGAGCUUUCAGUAAAUGAUACUGUAGCCAUUUAACUAUUCUGCCCAAAUGCAUGAUGGGAAGUGCAACCAUCACUGUGCGUAGUGGCACCAAUUGAUAUAUCUUCUCUGCGUUGGGAAAUAACAUUGGGUGUUAAGAAAAAGAUCAACUACUACCUUUCUUCGCCAUAUAGCUUCCCACGAUGUUUCUAAUUGUUGAGAGAAGGUUUGUAAGGCUUUAGCCAAUUAAAGAAAGGCUCCAAAGGCUGUCAAAAUCCACUCUACUCAGUUUACGCUGCCUUGUAGUUCUAUAUAUAGGUAAAACGCUUGCCAUUGUAGAUUGAACACGACAAUGCGUGAGUGGGUCGUGCAGCGCAUGCGUUAAUUGCGUUAAAUAUUUUAACGUGAUUAAUUUUUUAAAAAUUAAUUACCACCGUUAACGUGAUAAAUUUGAUAGCCCUACUUUAAGCCAAAACUAAAGACUCUGGAUGAGCGUAAGACAUUUUGUCUGUAACGUUAGAUACAAUUAGAAAACGAUUUAAUUAAAAAAAAACAUAUAUAUAUUUAAAAAAGGCAAGUCCAAUAUUUUUUUGCCGAUUCAGAUACUUUGAAAAUGACGUGAUCGGACCGAUCGAUCGGGACAUCUUUAAUAUUAAAUACAGUUGAAUAUUAAUGGAGAGAGAGAGUAAGAGACAGAGCUCGUGUGUAUGACUCGUCUAUCAUUAUUAACACAUUAUACACACACCGUCUCUCAAUACAGAAAGUUGGCAGAGAAAAAAACUUAUUUUGAAAGAUAUUUACAAUGGCGGAAGAUUUUACAAAUGUACGCUUACAGUGAGGUUAAUGAGGAAACAAGUUAGCCCGCUUGGCAUGAUAACUAGCCACAUCAAUAGCCUUGUUAACAAGCUCACGUUAUAGUACUUGUUUUACCAUCGCUAGACACACGAAACGCGCUGGAGUAAACUCUCGUAGCUGGUGGGGAACACUCAUCACAGCGUUUACUUACCUUCAAUUUUGGGUAAAGUGACAGAUGAGGGUCACUUUAAUGUGAAAUUAUGUUUGAGGUGUAGCCUGCAAGUCAGCUGUCCUUCCUCCUCUAAGCCGUGGCCAUGUGUUUCUUUUCGGUAGCCGAAUACUCCCAUACUUGACGAGACUUUUUUGAGGGGUUUUUGAAAAAGCUCAGGUGUAGUUUCAACAGCAACAGCAGGGUCCCUGACAGAGCAACAACCGGAAGGGUGAGCUCUGCCGCUCCAAGCCAUUUCUCACUGCAUUUUGGGGACAUAAAAAAUUGCUUAUGCCGUAUUACGGUAUGACGGAAAAUUUUAUUUGUUUUGAAACGGUGACGUUUUCAUACCAUGGUAAACCUUGAAACCGGUAACCGGCACAUGCCCACAGUCUACACCAGUGCUUCUCAAUUAUAUUCUGUUACGCUCUACCCAGGAAGACGUAAAUGUUCCGCAAACACACCCCCCCCACCCCCCGCCCGACUCUCUGCUGCCACUGUAAAUAUAUUGUAGUAUCAUUUGUCCAUAAAAUUCUUAUUAUUAUAAGUACAGCUCUGCAUAAAAGUAUGUCAUUUUUAAUAUUAAAGAAGGGAUAAAAAGUGUAAAAAAAUAAAUAAAUAAAUAACACAUCCUUGCUGUUAAAAUAGACCCGAUACAUUUUUUGACCGUUCAAUACUGGGGAAAAAAAUAAAUCAAUAAAAUCAAUAAAUAAUCAUAAAUUCAAAUUGAUUAGCAACAUUAAUUUGAGAGGAUAUUAUGCCAAACAAUUAGACUGAAAAAAUAAUAAAACAAAAAUGACAGUGUCAUUGGACAGAGAGACAAAGUUUUUAUUUUUGCUGCAGGCGGUAUCCUCUUCUUUGCUGUGGCGAUGGGUUAUUUUGCAUUGAGCAACUUGGUGUGCCACCUUAUGUGAUGCUGACAGUGCUCUCUGGUUUACUGAUGUAACACGGACAAAGCGGGAUGAUUGUUGGCAAUAUUCUGCGCAUUUUCACAGAAAAAAAAAAUCCUGCUGUUCGCUGCGAACAUUUUUAGACAAAGUAAACAGACUGGUCUUUCCUCGUCUCCCACUGUGCUAGAAGUCUAAGCCAAAAGCCGAAUGCUACAUAUGCUUCGUCAUAUUUCUUCGUCUUUGCUUUUCAUAUCUCCGGUGCUCUUUGCUGUGUGAUCUUGUUUGGUUAAAAAGUACUGCGCGCAUGCUGAAAAUGAGAACGCCACUGCCACCCACUCGGUGGAUGUGCAAGUACUAGUACGGCAAAAAAGUAUGUUCCCCAAGGUCACAUGAACCACCCCCAGCAUCGUUCUGCGCCCCCCUGGAUGGGGCCCGCCCCUCUAUUUGAGAAGUACUGGUCUACACAAUAGAAAAAAACAGGCCGCAGCCUAGUGCCGGCCCCUACCUAGAUAAAACCAAAAAAAAGAAAAAAGUACUGUAGAUAAACACACAGUUACAAGAACAAAGAAUAUACAAAAAUGAUUAUCUGUAACAAUGUGAAAUCAACAGACAUACAGUGGGGCAAAUAAGUAUUUAGUCAACCACUAAUUGUGCAAGUUCUCCCACUUGAAAAUAUUAGAGAGGCCUGUAAUUGUCAACAUGGGUAAACCUCAACCAUGAGAGACAGAAUGUGGAAAAAAACAAUCACAUUGUUUGAUUUUUAAAGAAUUUAUUUGCAAAUCAUAAUGGGUAUUUGGUCAAUACCAAAAGUUCAUCUCAAUACUUUGUUAUGUACCCUUUGUUGGCAAUAACAGGGGCCAAACGUUUUCUGUAACUCUACACAAGCUUUUCACACCCUGUUGCUGGUAUUUUGGCCCAUUCCUCCAUGCAGAUCUCCUCUAGAGCAGUUAUGUUUUGGGGCUGUCGUUGGGCAACACGAACUUUCAACUCCCUCCACAGAUUUUCUAUGGGGUUGAGAUCUGGAGACUGGCUAGGCCACUCCAGGACCUUGAAAUGCUUCUUACGAAGUCACUCCUUUGUUGCCCUGGCUGUGUAUUUGGGAUCAUUGUCAUGCUGAAAGACCCAGCCACGUCUCAUCUCCAAUGCCCUUGCUGAUGGAAAGAGAUUUUCACUCAAAAUCUCUCGAUACAUGGCCCCAUUCAUUCUUUCCUUUACACAGAUCAAUCAUCCUGGUCCCUUUGCAGAAAAACAGCCCCAAAGCAUGAUGUUUCCACCCCCAUGCUUCACAGUGGGUAUGGUGUUCUUCAGAUGCAAUUCAGUAUUGUUUCUCCUCCAAACAAGAGAAACUGUGUUUCUACCAAAAAGUUAGAACAGUUGCCAUUAAUACAGGUAACGAAUGGAGCCUCGUUAGACCUCUUUGACAGCCAGAAAUCUUGCUUGUUUGUAGGUGACCGAAUACUUAUUUUCCACUAUAAUGUGGAAAUAAAUUCUUUAAAAAUCAAACAAUGUGAUUUUCUGUUUUUUUUUCCCCACAUUCGGUCUCUCAUGGUUGAGGUUUACCCAUGUUGACAAUUACAGGCCUCUCUAAUCUUUUCAAGUAUGAGAACUUGCACAAUUGGUGGUUGACUAAAUACGUAUUUGCCCCACUGUAUGUUCAAGUGAAUAAAUGGAAAUACAUUUUCCAAGGAGUUGGCAACCAUAUGUCCAUUUAAUAUCGCCAUCAACGAUAGCCAGUGAUUUAGGAUUUUUUGGUCUUAUUUCAACUUUGGUAUUAUUUACGCACUUCUAAUAUUGUACCUGCGUUGUAUUUUGUUUUUCCUUUUCAGUCUGUCCCCAAUACUCCACCUUAGAUAAUGAAGUAUGGAGCAGGGUUGACUUUUGUAUAGUGUUGAUAUAAAUAUAUAUGUGUGCGAGUGAGUGUGUGUGAUGUAAAGCCAUAUUGUUAUGUGUUUAGACAAGGGGUUAUGAUCCAAAGUGUGGCUUCAGUGAGGGACUGCUUGUUUUAUCCCCAUUAGGACUGCGUGGCCCUAACUCUCGGGCCGUAUUACAACACUGCUUCAUUCCUUUAGAAGCAGCUUUUCAGGUGCAAUCCGAUCCCUGUCAGCCUAUUUCAAUCCCCUCCAUAUACCAGUACUAAAGCCAGCAGUGUAAACUGGCGGAUUUGGAGGCUAGGCUCCGUGUCAAGUUGUACCAGCGCUUGGUUUUGGCUAGCAGCUAGCUUAAAGUGCACGCAAGUGGAAGUUGGAGACGGGUAGGAGUCUGCGUAACAAAUACCAGCAUAUUUUGAAAGCACUCUGUCAUUGCAUUUCUCAACUUUAUCAUCCUCCAUUUGUAUUGAUUUCUUUAUUGUAUGUUCAUUAAGCAUUUUAUUAUCUUAAAUUGCUUCAUUUUAAGUUUUGGUUUCCUUGCACCCUGUGCUACUCAUGUCUCUUGCUUCUUUUCCUGUUUAAAAAAAAAAAAUGUUUUAAAUUUCUUUGGCAUGCCACUAUGAGCCAAACAAUUUUGUGACCUGUGAACACCCUCUUCUAUAAAUGCUAAACUAAUGGAGUUGCUUAUAGAUGUAUUGCUAAUCAAUGUACAUUCACAAAUAAACUGUAUUUUACCAAAAGAAAAGUGCAUUUUCAUUAUUCAUUUGCUUUCACGUCACUCUUUAAUAUAUUAUUUUGCAUUGUGCAUAACUCACGCAUAAUCAUAUUCAGUUGGGAGCAGUUCAGUUGAGCAUCUAUUGUUGCCACCAUAAUGGUCGUUGAUUGCAUUGUAGGGAUACAAAUUAGACGAGAGAACAGGAAAUAACUGGUUCCUUAUUCUUGUCUUGGAUGGGAAUGCAUAAGCAACACGUGUGAAGAAUGUUGAAACACAUUGGUGACAAUGGUUGUUGGUCCUACGGAUAAACAAUGGGACAAUGACAAUAACAUGUACAGGAAAUGUUCUUGACAGGAAUAACAAAGCCAUAAGAAGGGACCUUGAGAAUAUUCCGAGAGAUAUACACGAUGCUCAUUGCCCUCCAAAGACUUGAUUAUCAUAUCACAAUGUGGUCCAUUAAAAUAACUGCAUUGCCACUUCCAGACUUAGAUUCAUAUUGGGGUCAACACAACUAUUUGCUAUAGGCCUCACUAUUAAGAAAAUGUAGGAAAAUAUUGAACGUAUGUAUUUUAUAUUUUCGUAAAUAAAUGAAUAUUGAACUUUUAGCAUGUUGGUAAAAUUCCACAUUGUCCACACUGUCGUCAGCGGUUAUCAGCCACUUUAGAACAUUUCUGAUGGUCAAGAUGGCCUUGUGACCAGUCGUCCAGUUUAUCGUUUUAAAGUGAAAGCUGAAACAGAUUUUAUUCCUCCAUGACAGAGUGGAUUUAUCAGACUUGACAGCAUCUACACACGUGCACACACAAUAUGAUGAAAUUUAGCAAACUAAGUUUCAACAAAUUCUCUCCAAAUUCGCAACUGUAUCAGCUUCCACCAGAGAUUUUCUAAAAUUGCUUAUAACCGCCGACGACAGUGGGGACAGCAAAUUUAGCAACAUGCUAAAAGUGUCAUGUAGAGUUAGGGUGUCAUGGAGCAUUAAAAUGUUCAGAUGCUGUAUAUCAAAACAAUUUAGAGUAAGCUUUCCAUAUGAGUCCAUAUUGCUACACCGUGUGCACAUAAAAUGCCAACAUUGGCCAAAAAUUUCCAUAAUGUCAUUGUCCACUCUGUUGUAAAAGCACACAUAGUUAUUAUAAACUGUUUUGUUCUGUUUGUCAAAUGUGAUUAACUCCCAUCUUAAUCACAGUUAUCUUAACCACCAGAGAUUUUCUAAAAUGGCUGAUAAUUGCAGACGAUAGUGUGGACAGCACCUUUAGCAAAAUGCUAAAAGUGUCAUGGAGCAUUAAAAUGUUCAGAUGUUGUAUAUCUAAACAAUUUAGAGUAAGCUUUCCAUAUGAGUCCGUAUUGCUUCACCUUGUGCACAUACAAUGCCAACAUUGGCCAGAAAUGUCCAUAAUGUCAUUGUCCACUCUGUUAUAAAAGCACACAUACUAUAAUUAACAGUUUCGUUCUGUUUGCCCAAUGUGAUUAAUUCCCAUCUUAAUCACAGUCAUCUCAACUAAUAGAGAUUUUCUAAAAUGGCUGAUAACCGCCAACGACAGUGUGGACAGUAAAUUUACCAAAAUGCUAAAAGUGUCAAGGAGAAUCAGAAUGUUCAGCUGCUGUAUAUCAUAUCAAUUUAAAGUAAGCUUUCCAUAUGGGUACAUAUUGCUUCACUGUGUGCACACAAAAUGCUAACAUUGGUCAAAAAUGUCCAUAAUGUCAUUGUCCACUCUGUUGUAAAAGCACACAUACUGUUAUUAUAAACUGUUUUGUUCUGUUUGUCAAAUGUGAUUAACUCCCAUCUUAAUCAUAGUCAUCUUAACCACCAGAGAUUUUCUAAAAUGGCUGAUAAUUGCGGACGAUACUGUGGACAGCAACUUUAGCAAAAUGCUAAAAGUGUCAUGGAGCAUUAAAAUGUUCAGAUGCUGUAUAUCUAAACAAUUUAGAGUAGGCUUUCCAUGUGAGUCAGUAUUGCUUCACCUUGUGCACAUACAAUGCCAACAUUGGCCAAAAAUGUCCAUAAUGUCAUUGUCCACUCUGUUAUAAAAGCACACAUACUAUAAUUAACAGUUUCGUUCUGUUUGCCCAGUGUGAUUAAUUCCCAUCUUAAUCACAGUCAUCUCAACUAAUAGAGAUGUUCUAAAAUGGCUAAUAACCGCCAACGACAGUGUGGACAGUAAAUUUACCAAAAUGCUAAAAGUGUCAAGGAGAAUCAGAAUGUUCAGCUGCUGUAUAUCAUAUCAAUUUAAAGUAAGCUUUCCAUAUGUGUCCAUAUUGCUUCACUGUGUGCACAUAAAAUGCUAACAUUGGUCAAAAAUGUCCAUAAUGUCAUUGUCCACUCCGUAGUAAAAGCACACAUACUGUUAUUAUAAACAGUUUUGUUCUGUUUGUCAAAUGUGAUUAAUUCCCAUCUUAAUCAUAGUCAUCUUAACCACCAGAGAUUUUCUAUAAUGGCUGAUAAUUGUGGACGGUAGUGUGGACAGCAAAUUUAGCAACGUGCUAAAAGUGUCAUGGAGUAUUAAAAUGUUCAGAUGCUGUAUAUCAAAACAAUUUAGAGUAAGCUUUCCAUAUGAGUCCAUAAUGCUUCACCUUGUGCACAUACAGUGCCUUGCAAAAGUAUUCGGCCCCCUUGAAUCUUGCAACCUUUCGCCACAUUUCAGGCUUCAAACAUAAAGAUAUUUAAUUUUUUUGUCAAGAAUCAACAACAAGUGGGACACAAUUGUGAAG
Molecule: messenger RNA, 11621 nt
Organism: Corythoichthys intestinalis (scribbled pipefish)
Lineage: Eukaryota; Metazoa; Chordata; Actinopteri; Syngnathiformes; Syngnathidae
Gene: add3a
Product: adducin 3 (gamma) a
Exons: 16
Coding region: 504-2543 (679 amino acids)
Biological process (GO): barbed-end actin filament capping
Cellular component (GO): plasma membrane; cytoskeleton; postsynaptic density
Molecular function (GO): actin filament binding
Source: RefSeq, a predicted model, not a curated record